Molecule: messenger RNA, 1908 nt
Organism: Microstroma glucosiphilum
Lineage: Eukaryota; Fungi; Basidiomycota; Exobasidiomycetes; Microstromatales; Microstromataceae
Product: putative heat-shock protein hsp60
Exons: 2
Coding region: 1-1770 (589 amino acids)
Biological process (GO): protein refolding; mitochondrial unfolded protein response; apoptotic mitochondrial changes
Cellular component (GO): mitochondrial matrix; mitochondrial inner membrane
Molecular function (GO): ATP-dependent protein folding chaperone; ATP binding; protein-folding chaperone binding
Source: RefSeq, a predicted model, not a curated record
AUGUCUCUCCUCCGCGCAGCCUCUUCUUCCCUCGCCGGCCGCCCGGCACCGGUGUCUCUCCGCAACGCCCUUGCCACCGCACCCCGUACCUUCUCGACCAGCACAGCAGCAUUGGCCCACAAGGAGGUCAAGUUCUCAAACGAUGGACGGCAAGCCAUGCUCGCCGGUGUCAACCUCCUGGCCAACGCCGUGUCAGUGACACUGGGUCCAAAGGGAAGGAACGUUAUCAUUGAACAGGCCUACGGCGGACCCAAGAUCACAAAGGACGGUGUGACAGUGGCCAAGGCCAUUACCCUCAAGGACAAGUUUGAGAAUCUUGGAGCUCGCCUGGUCCAAGAUGUGGCCAACAAGUCCAACGAAGUGGCCGGUGACGGAACCACAACCGCCACCGUUCUCGCCCGAGCCAUCUUUGCAGAGGGAGUCAAGAACGUCGCUGCCGGCUGCAACCCUAUGGACCUGCGAAGGGGUACUCAGGCUGCCGCUGAGGCCGUCAUCUCUUUCCUCGAGGCCAACAAGAAGGCUGUGACCACUUCUGAGGAGAUCGCUCAGGUUGCUACCAUCUCUGCCAACAGCGACAAGCACGUUGGUGACCUCAUUGCCACGGCUAUGGAGAAGGUCGGCAAGGAGGGAGUCAUCACCGUCAAGGAGGGCCGAACUCUCGAAGACGAGAUCGAGAUCACCGAGGGUAUGCGCUUUGACCGAGGUUACAUCUCCCCUUACUUCAUCACCGAUGUCAAGACCCAGAAGUGCGAGUUCGAGAAGCCUCUGAUCCUCCUCGCUGAGAAGAAGAUCUCGGCUCUGCAGGACAUUCUGCCCUCCAUGGAGGCCGCAGCUUCCUCUCGCCGCCCUCUGCUCAUCAUUGCUGAGGACAUCGACGGAGAGGCUCUCGCAGCCUGCAUUCUGAACAAGCUGCGAGGACAGCUCCAGGUCUGUGCCGUCAAGGCUCCUGGCUUCGGCGACAACCGCAAGAGCAUCUUGGGCGACCUGGGUAUCCUGACCGGUGGUCAGGUCUUCUCUGACGAGCUUGAGACCAAGCUGGAGCAGGCCACUCCUGAGCUGCUCGGCAGCACUGGGUCCGUGACUAUUACCAAGGAGGACACCAUCUUCCUCAAUGGCGAGGGUGACAAGGAUGCUCUGCAGGCCCGAUGCGAGCAGAUCCGAUCCGCCGUCAACGACCCUACCACCUCGGAGUACGACCGAACCAAGCUGCAGGAGCGUCUGGCGAAGCUGUCCGGUGGUGUCGCUGUGAUCAAGGUCGGAGGUAGCUCGGAAGUCGAAGUCGGUGAGAAGAAGGACCGCUACGAUGACGCCCUGUGCGCUACUCGGGCCGCCGUCGAGGAGGGUAUUGUGCCAGGUGGUGGAGUUGCCCUGCUCAAGGCCACUCAGGCCCUGGACGCAGUCAAGGUUGCCAACUUUGACCAACAAUUGGGUGUCUCGAUCCUCCGAGCCGCUCUUACACGCCCUUGCCGCACAAUCGUCGAGAACGCCGGAGAGGAAGGCUCCGUGGUGGUUGGCCGCCUGCUGGAGAACCCAGGAGACUUUGCCUACGGCUACGAUGCCAGUGUGGGCCGAUACACGGACAUGAUCGAGGCUGGCAUCCUGGACCCUCUGAAGGUGGUGAGGUCCUCGCUGACCUCUGCCAUCUCGGUGUCGUCGCUGCUGACCACUUCGGAAGCAUGUGUGGUGGACGCACCUGAAGAGAAGGGCCCACCAGGUGGUGGUGGAAUGGGCGGUAUGGGCGGCAUGGGUGGAAUGGGAGGUAUGAUGUAAGAAGGUGGUAGGGAAAAGGAAAGGAAGCAUCGAGGUCGCCAUUUAUCGUGUCCCCACUCCACUCCAUCCUUUGUCAUGAAAGAAAACGAUUGUACUAGCAUUCUCAGCCUUGCGGAGGGGGAAGAGGGUCCGAGGAAG